CUUCUCAAACUCCACACGACCCACAAAAAAGGUGGAGAGAGAGGGAUAGAGCGAGAGAGGAAUAACGAGAUUUCGUUUGCAAUUGUUCUCCCGUAUUUCAUACACGUUUUACCGGCUAAAAACCUCCGUGCGAUUGCCCUUUAUUGCCUCGCUCGGAGAAGGAAGUCGCCGCGUUUUGAUUGUUUCGCGAGGGAGGAAAAAAACGUCCGCGGUCUUUGUUCAUUCAUUUCAUCGCUCGGUUUCCCUUUGUUGAACGAGCAUGGGAGCACAAAUCUCCAAAAACGCCGGAAAGGAGGAAGCCGCGGCGGAGAAGCCCGGCGAGGCUGCGGCCAAGACUAAUGGCCAGGAGAAUGGCCACGCCAAAACCAAUGGCGAUGCCUCUCCGGCAACCGAGGAGGCCAACAAGACCGACGUCCAGGCCAACGGCAGCACCCCCACCGAGGAGGCGCCCAAGGAGGAUGGUGACAAGCCGGAGGAAGCUGAGAAGGAGCCCGAGGCCGCCGCUGCCGCCACCAACGGCGAGGCCGCUACCAAACCCGAGGAAACCACUGAGGAGGGCAAGCAGAAGAAGAAACGCUUCUCCUUCAAGAAGCCUUCCUUCAAGCUGAGCGGGUUCUCCUUCAAGAAGACCAAGAAGGAGUCCGAAGAGGAGGAGAAGGUGGAGGGAGAGAACGCGGAAGUCGAGAAGGCGCCAGCACAGGAGGAAGGGGCGGCGGCGGCGGCAGCAGCAACGGUGGAGGAGGAGAAGAAGGCCGAAGAGGAGAAGGCGCCGGCAAAGGAGGAGGCCAAAGAAGUGGCCACACCUGAGGAGCCCAAAGCCGACGAGGUGGCCAAGGAGGAGAAACCAGCUGAAGCUUCUUCACCAGCUGAACCCGAGGCCGCCGUAACCCCGAGUCCAGUGGCCCCCGCUGAAUAAUUCUACUGAAGAACACGCCGAAAUGAAGGAGGCCCAUGGAGCCCAUCUGAAAGAAUGCGAGGACUUGUCUGAAACCAGGGAUUUUGUUUUCCUUCAUAAUUGUUUGUCUGUUGUUUUUUUUUAACAUCUCAUCCAUAAUGACUGCAAUGUAGGUUGUGGGAGGAUCUUCCCUGGCCCUGUGCUUGCAUUCGUGGGUGAACGUGCGACUGUGAGCUUGACUUUUUCUUUUUUUUGUUCUUUUCUACAUCAUACUGACAUAUUUAAUUCAAGUAUUUGGUGCUGGGCUAAUUGGAUGUAGCAGCUACAGCUGUGCAAGUCUUGUGCAGCGAAAUUAACAAAAAAAAAAGAAAAAAAGGGAAGACAGCCCUUAGCAGAGUCUUAAAACAAAGCAAAACGUCAUUGUAUUUCAGCUAUCGCGUGGACCACAAGCAUUCCCUUCUCCGUGGAACUAGAUUUAGUCACCAAACAAUCUUAACAAUAACAUAGGUGCUCAUCACUUCUGCCAUUUCCAAACCGUAGUAAAUGCACGUUGUAUAGACUUUGAUAUUGCUGGUUUUAUGACUGAAAUGUACCUAAAUGACAUUUUUAACCCAUUGUAAAUGACUGUUUUCUUGUUGUCCCCCCCCCCUCACCAUUUGUAAGACUGAAUAAAACUGCGAGAUGUUUUAAGCAAAAACAAAACAAACAAAAAAAACUGACCAAGCUGUGAUGAUUAUAUAACACUUCAUCUCUAGACUAGUACAUUUUAGGUAGGACAUCUUUUUUUUUCUUCUUCUUUUGUACAUAAGGAUUGAAUGUAACAUUGGCUACAACAUGGUAUUUAGGUGUUGACUUUCUGUGAGCACUGAAUAAUAAAGGAAAGUGUGAAUUGGCA
Molecule: messenger RNA, 1790 nt
Organism: Hippocampus zosterae (dwarf seahorse)
Lineage: Eukaryota; Metazoa; Chordata; Actinopteri; Syngnathiformes; Syngnathidae
Gene: marcksb
Product: myristoylated alanine-rich protein kinase C substrate b
Exons: 2
Coding region: 260-916 (218 amino acids)
Biological process (GO): central nervous system development; actin filament organization
Cellular component (GO): cytoplasm; plasma membrane; actin filament bundle
Molecular function (GO): actin filament binding; calmodulin binding
Source: RefSeq, a predicted model, not a curated record